ACUGCUUUGAAACUUUCCAACGGGCGAAAUGCGCCACAUUUAAAAGUUAUAAUGUUUAGUCAGUGAUUGUGUACCUUUUUUUUCUCUUAAAUACAUAAAAGUCUGACUCCUGCCGUGAGUACCGCAGUGCUCCGGAGCUGGGACAGCAGCUAACUAGCCUUUUCACGGGACUGGUGAUGCACUGAUGCAGGGAUGCUGUGAUCUCACCUCCCGUGAACGGAUGCUGUUGUCCAGGCGUUCCCGUUGAUCCAGUCACAUGGUUGUCCCAGUAUCGAUUAGAAUUAGUCGAUAGAACACACGUGUGAAAGUGUAAAUGUGGUUUUAAACACUUGGGGCACUGAUUGAAAACAACAACAACAGGAGAAUCGACUGUGUUGUGUUACGGUCUGAGAACUAUAUAACUUUGCGGAUGGAUAUAGAUACAAGUCGUCUUUUUAAGAAUGACGGUGUGAUCUGCAAGACUCCACUAACCACAGACUUAUCUCGUUAUCAAUAAUAAUGAUGUGCUUUAUCUGAUUUAUCAAUAAUCCCUAGUGUCAUUCCGGUUGAUGUUCACGUGAUUUACAACAAAGUUCGUGCUGAUGUCACGGUGUUUAUUCGAGGUUGUGUUCUAUCUUGAUUCCUGGGCUGUGUCACGUGGGCUGCAAUCCGUACUUACAUAGAUAUACAUUUUAACACAUGGAAUGAAACCUGUGAUACUUUGACACCAACAGUUAAAGAUGUUCGGCAGGCUUUAGGUUGCAAAUACUGCCACCUAGCGGUGGUGUUGCCAGUUGUUGGCAACUAUUAAUUCUGGAUCAAUUUUCAUUCAAAUCAAUCUGAUCCUUUGCAGUAUAAAAACAGGAAAAUACGUCUAUAUCUCCUUCUGGCAUCUUCUUACAAAUAUUAUAAUUUGAAUAAAUAAAUGUUUACAUUUCCUACCAUCGUAAGUGUGAGCCAUUCAUCACUGCAUCCAUGAUAUUACACCACCAGGAUAAAUGGUCGAAGAUUUAUUAGAAGCCAGAAUGCAGAAUUGUACUGCACACAGCCUGACUUUCCUCCAGUGCUGACACAGCGCUGUGAAGGAAGGCUAAGGCUGUAAUGUGACACUGAGCCAAGGUGAAUAUAAUGUGUUAGUGUGUGUGUGACAGUGUGUGUCCAUAUUCUUCAUUUCUUCAACCCUCAGAGGGAAUUCUAACGUGUAAUAACUACCAGGUAGUUCAAUAACUAGUAAUGAAAACGCCUCUCUGGAGGAGUGUGCAUAUUAAAACUCUGACAGUCUUCAUAUUACGUCAGGCUGGUGCCGUGUGCGAAGCUGUCGUGGAUUAUUUCCACACACGGUAAUGAGACGGCUGUCCUCAUGGAGGUUGUGAUUUUGAUAAUACAGUGUUAAUGUCCAGGUGACAGAAGGCCCUACAGCCUGGAGACGGAGUCACAGAAAAACACAAAUCUCAUUUUGUCACAUGGAGCAGUAAUACAGCCUUGAGCUUUUAAUAUCCACUGAGGCACUUACAAUAUUAUUUCUCCAAAAAAACAAAGCGUAUUAAAGGAGGUUAUUUAAAUGUUAUAAACACUGAUCACUGCUGCCAUUUGUAUCAGUGAAUUAUAGUUUUAACUUUUGGCUUGAGCCUUUUUGGCUCCAUCUUAACAUAUAUAUAAAUAUAUACAUAUAUAAAAAUAUAAAUGUGUGUGUGUGUCUGUGUGAGUGACAACUCUUCAUCUGUGUGUUUGCCCCAGGUGGAGGUAGAAACUGUGGUGUCCAUGAACUUGUGUGUGCCAGGCGAGCAACAAGCUGUCAGUGGGGAGUCCUGACGAUCUGUCACACUUCACUGGUUAUGAGAACACGCAGCCAGCACACAUGCUGCUGGAAGCACACACUGCUCACACACACUCGUCCGUGUCAGUGCCGAGCCUCUGAUCUAGUGAUCGUCGUGCGGACCAGCUGAGAGAUGGCCUUCUUCAAGAGCUUCCAGCAGAACCUGCCGACGGUGAACAUAUCCUCCAUCUUGGACUCGGUCACCAGCCGCGUGGACGACUUGGCGACCGCCGUCAGCGAUGCCACGUACGCCGUCAGCGACCAGCUGACGGAGCAGGUCACGACCAUCAUCAACAAGGUGCAAGAGGAGGAAGACGUGGAGAACGGUGGUGGCGGCAGCUCCGCUCAGACCUCCGCUCCACAGGAGAAAAAGGCCAGUCUAUGGUCCAGAGACUCCGAACCGUCCAACUCCAACAACCAAGCCAGUGAUGCAGCGGAGGCGGAGAACUCUUCAUCUCAGCUGGAGUGGGAGUGGAGGGACGGCUGCUGGCGCGUCAAAAGAACAGAAGCCGAGUUGGCCGAGGAGGAAAAGAAGAAGAAAGAGGAGAAGGAGCUGCAGGAAAAGAAGGAACAAAGGAGAAAAGAAAGGAGGGAGAAACAGCUGGAGAGGGAGGCCAAGACCCAGAGGGCUGAGGGGGAACAGGAGGAGGAGGAGGACAGAGAUGGACAGGACAGAAAGGAGAGGGACAACAAAGAGCAGUCAGCUGCUCAGAGAGGGGGUGAGGACGAGGGUGAGGACGAGGGUGAGGACGAGGGUGAGGGAGCUCCUCCAACACCUGGGUCUGAUCAAACCAAAGAUGAGGCAGAGGAGGAGGAAGAGAUGGAGAACAGCGGUGAGAGAGAGGGAGAUGAUGAAGAGGAGGAGGCUGAUGAAGCUGCGUCAACGGCAAAACAGAAAAAUGUAGAAAAGAAGAAAACGAAAGAGACAAAGGAGAAAUCAAAGAAACCAGGCAACGACGAGAAGAAGAAGAAGGAGAAAACUAAGAAGAGCAAGAAGAAAAAGAAAGGAAACCAAGAGGCAGUUCUGUCAGACAGCGAAGAGGACAGAGACCAGAAGGUGGCGGUGCAGAGGAAGACGACCUCGGCGUGGAGCAGCGAACGCACACCGUCAUCUGAGAAGGAAGGCUACAGCAGCGAGGCCUCCAGUGACCGCGAAGGCAGCAUCCAGAGGAUGAAGAAGAACUCCUCAGCCAAUGACAGCCAGCCUCCUCCGUACCAGGACAAGGCCUCCAAGGCCCGCGUCAGCUCUCGUGCCAGGUCAGAACGAGGGCUUCGAAAAACAUCGCCCCCACAGAGAUGCGAUGACCCCCGCUCGUCCAGCGAGGCCAGUGAGGACGAAGACACUGAGAGCUACCUCAACAAAGGCUGUGAGGAGGACAUACCCAGUGACAGCACUGCCGUCCUGGGACCAGAGGACGUUCAGCUGCCCACUGCCUACGAACCAGAGCCUCUUGCCAAAUACGGAACGCUGGACGUCGCCUUCGAGUACGAUUCCAGUGAGCAGUGGUUAGCCGUCACCGUCACAGCCGCCACUGACAUCCCUGCCCUCAAACAGACAGGAAACAUCUCCUGGCAGGUCCACCUGGUCCUGCUGCCAACCAAGAAGCAACGGGCCAAGACCGGCGUGCAGAAAGGCCCGUGUCCGGUCUUCACCGAAACAUUCAAGUUCUCCCGGGUGGAACAGGAGGCCCUGGGGGAUUACGCCGUUCGAUUCCGUCUGUACAGCAUCAGACGGAUGAAAAAGGAGAAGGUCCUGGGAGAGAAGGUGUUCUACCUGACCAAGCUCAACCUGCAGGGAAAGAUCGCUCUUCCUGUCACGUUGGAGCCCGGCUCUGAACUGACCGGUUGUGGCUCAGUGGUGAGCGUGUCUCGCAGCGGUGGCGCUGUGUCCUACCGCUCCACCGAGGACACGACCUUACCAGAGAUCCUCCUGGGUCUCAUCUACAACUCUGCCACCGGUCAGCUGUCGGCCGAGGUCAUCCAGGGAAGCCACUUCAAAACCACAGCGUCCGACAAACCCGUCAAUGGCCUGUUUUGUUGUGUGAAACAUUUUGUAGGUGGACAACUUUACAUCAUGAGAGACACCUACGUGAAGCUGACCAUGCUGGACUCCAAGGGGAAGGAGAUGUCCAAGUGUAAGACGGCCGUGUGCCGCGGCCAGCCCAACCCCACCUACAAGGAGACCUUUGUGUUCCAGGUGGCGCUCUUCCAGCUGUCCGAGGUGUCUCUGGUGGUGUCCGUGUUCUGCCGCAGGAGCAGCAUGAAGCCCAGGGAGAAGCUGGGCUGGGUCUCCCUGGGCCUGAACAGCAGCAGCGAGGAGCAGCAGGCGCACUGGACGGAGAUGAAGGACGCAGACGGUCAGCAGGUCUGCCACUGGCACACGCUGACCGACACCUAGGAGGAAGGCGGCGUCGCCGUGACAUCAGAGCUCAACAGAGCAGGAAACACCUGGGCAGAGGUGUGUGGUGUGAAGAAGGGUCUGCUCUCUCAUCUUCACUGCCUUUAAUGAGCCACUGACUCGACAUGUGUGACUGUGAACUCCACACACACACACACACACACACACACCGGCUCAGAGUGACAUCACUGACCAGGAACAGCAGGAUGUGUGUGUUUUCCAGUACUUCCAGCAGUAAUAUGCAUGUUUUGCUCCCAACUGUUUACAGAACAACGUUCACCGUCUCUUCUAGACUUUUCUUUCCUUCUCUGGAAACCUGGACCAAAGAAGCUAAGAGACUCCUCCCUGUUUUUCCUGGGCUUCCCCAGAACUUCAGCUGCCACCAGCAUUCCAGACAUUUCUCCGUCGGUCACAGGCUUCGACAGGAGGACAUGCAGCGAGGACACUGUUAGCCCCACCACAUGCUGCAGCAGCUCACAGUCUGAUGCUUUGUUUACACGCAGACGACGUUAUGCAAGACGCGUUCGCUGGUUUCCUCCUUUUGUGUCCUCCUGGGCGGCCAGUGUUUGUGUCUUUGUGUCUUCGAUGAACACACACUUUCCUUUGUGUAUUUUUCUACUGUGUAACUCAGAACACUGUGCAUCCGAUGCCACUUUAAAAAACCACAGGAGUUAGCGUCGCUUUCUCUUUGAGUUCCGUGCUUCCCGCAGCUGCUGGACACAGCUCUGUAUGACACCGUUAUUAAAGGCUCUGUUCACACUGC
Messenger RNA from Cynoglossus semilaevis (tongue sole), 4956 nucleotides. It is a transcript of the gene syt14b, whose product is annotated as synaptotagmin XIVb. NCBI's taxonomy places the organism in Eukaryota, Metazoa, Chordata, Actinopteri, Pleuronectiformes, Cynoglossidae. Bases 1929 to 4193 code for a protein of 754 amino acids. The record is from RefSeq and is a predicted model, not a curated record. The transcript is spliced from 9 exons. Gene Ontology annotation, molecular function: phospholipid binding.